GAGGGUGACGGUCAGAAUAGGCUGUUUGGACGUGGCGUGUUUAUUUGUUAAACACUUUGUCGUACUCUGUGCCAGGCGCUGUUCUCCGUGCUUGUCCAAAGGUCACCCGUUUACUCUUCAAACGUCCCCACAGAUAGGACCUGUGGGCGUCACUUUCGCGACAGGCGGGCAAGUGGAGUCCGGGAUCGCUCGGCCAGGCAGCUGGAGAGCCAGGCGUGACGCCGGGCAGGCGGCCUGCAGCCUGUGCCCAGCACUGCCUAGACUGGGCCUUGGGGCGGCGGGCCCUGGAGCGGGAGACAGCUGCAGCGGGUUCUUCUCAGGAGGGGUCUGUGCCGCAGGCCCAGGCAGGAGGAGGAAGAGCCAAGGGAGGCCAGGAGAGAGAAGGGUGGUUGAGGGCUUUCUCAGCUUGCCGGAAGGGGAGGAACUUGAUCUGGUGCAAAGAAGUGGUUGGAGUGGAGAAAAGAGAUCGAGCUGCUCUCAGACAUAGCCUACUUUGGCCUCACCACACUUGCAGGCUACCAGACCCUUGGGGAGGAGUAUGUGGGCAUCAUCCAGGUGGACCCAUCCCAGCGGCAUGUGCCCUCCAGGCUCCGCCGUUGUAUGCUGGUCACAUUUCAUGCAGUCCUGCCCUACCUGCUGGACAAGGCCCUGCUGCCCCUGGAGCAGGAGAUGCAGGCUGAAGGUGACAGCAUGCGGCCCUCACAGGGUAGCCUGGUGCCCAGUGGGCGUGGCCGGUCAGGGACACGACGAUGGGUUCGUCGCCACAUGGCUACCCUGACUGAGCAACAGAGGAGGACACUUCAGCGGGCCACCUUCAUCCUUAGACAGGGCCUCGCCUGCCUCCAUCGCCUCCACAUAGCCUGGUUUUACAUCCACGGCAUCUUCUACCACCUGGCCAAGAGGCUCACAGGGAUCACUUAUCUGCGGAUCCACCACCUGUCAGGAGAGGACCCACGGGCUCGCGCAAGCUACCGGCUGCUGGGGCUCGUCUCCCUGCUGCACCUGGCACUCUCCGUGGGGCUGCAGCUGUACGGCUUCAGGCAGAGGCGGAGAGCCAGGAAGGAGUGGAGGCUGCACCGCAAUCUGUCCCACCGCAGGAGCUCCCUGGAAGACAGAGCCGUUUCCCGCGCACCACUGUGCACCCUGUGCCUGGAGGAGCGCAGGCAUGCGACAGCCACUCCCUGUGGCCACCUUUUCUGCUGGGAGUGCAUCACUGAGUGGUGCAGCACCAAGGUUUUCAAACUUAACUGGUGCCAGAGACAACUUGCAACUUUUAAGAAACUAAUUCCACAGAAAUGUUGGUCCAUGGAGAACAAAGGAUUGACCUGGAAGAAUCUCAUAAAAUGUAUGGAGCUGCCCCUGGCAGGACCUCUGGGUUGUGUGGAAUGUGGGGCUGAGGCCAGCCAGCAACACUGGCUUUGCUGUGCAGCUGUUCCUAGUGAGCAGGGCCAGCGAACAGCAACAGGCAACUGCCUGCCCUAGGCUGGGAGGAGCUCUGGGGAUGGCUCCAGGGCUGUUGGGCAGCAGAAGCCUCCACAGCCCCUGCAGGGAGCCUGGAGCACAGCUCUGCGCAACCAUGCUCAGCCCUGGACAGAUGCACACUGAGUUCCCAUCACAGGCAGAGUUUGACAAUCCCAGGUGCUGCCUGUACUGCAAGCUACUAGGGAGGCUGAGGCAAGAGGAAAGUCUGACGCCAGCCUUGGCAACUUAGACUGUGCGGCAGAGAGAAAAAUUUACAGGGAUCUUGGAGGGUGUGGCUCAGGUACAUCACUUGCUUAACAAGGCUCAAGGCCCUGGAUUCAAUCCCCAGAACCACACACACAUACAAAAAGUGAACUUUCAGGUACACAGAAGGACUUAUAUAUGACCUCUCAGAGGAGCUCAACUUGAGAUCAGAAGUCAACAAAAGACGUCCAGACCAUUGGCUCAGUGUCUGAAACCCUGUGUGUGCAUGGGAAGCCCUGCUGCCAAGGCACCAGAGGGCCAGAGCACUUGUGCCCCCUGCAGGGGUGUCUCCUGGCUAUUGUCAAAGACUGUUCCCCACCCGGGACAGCUGAGAGCAAGCUGGGCCUUGGUGCAAGGACUAGUGCUUUAGGUAUAGACUAUGCAAGCAAAGGACACUAUCUUUAAUAAAACUGGAAUUAAAAAGUCA
This is a messenger RNA of Marmota monax (woodchuck), 2152 nucleotides long. RefSeq names its product peroxisomal biogenesis factor 10 (gene Pex10). Gene Ontology annotation, cellular component: peroxisomal membrane. Gene Ontology annotation, molecular function: zinc ion binding. The transcript has 6 exons. Lineage: Eukaryota; Metazoa; Chordata; Mammalia; Rodentia; Sciuridae. The record is from RefSeq and is a predicted model, not a curated record. The coding region runs from base 601 to 1482 and encodes 293 amino acids. Gene Ontology annotation, biological process: protein import into peroxisome matrix.